CGCACCGGCCGGCUGAUCAAAUCUGCGAGUAGUGAAGUGCGAGAGACGCGUGCAUAGUGUAUAAGUUAUUAAUUUAUUAAAUUGUUAAAUAUUAAACAUGAGGGAAAUCGUUCAUAUCCAGGCCGGCCAGUGCGGUAACCAGAUUGGAGCUAAGUUUUGGGAAAUCAUCUCCGACGAGCACGGCAUCGACCCCACCGGCGCCUACCAUGGCGACUCAGACCUGCAGCUGGAGCGCAUCAACGUCUACUACAAUGAGGCCUCCGGCGGCAAGUACGUGCCCCGCGCCAUCCUGGUGGACCUGGAGCCCGGCACCAUGGACUCUGUCCGCUCCGGACCUUUCGGACAGAUCUUCCGUCCGGACAACUUCGUGUUCGGACAGUCCGGCGCCGGCAACAACUGGGCCAAGGGGCACUACACCGAGGGCGCCGAGCUCGUAGACUCAGUUCUUGACGUAGUCCGCAAAGAAUCUGAAUCCUGCGAUUGCCUGCAGGGCUUCCAACUCACACACUCCCUUGGUGGUGGAACUGGAUCUGGAAUGGGAACUCUACUUAUUUCAAAGAUCCGCGAAGAAUACCCCGACAGAAUAAUGAACACAUACUCAGUCGUACCCUCGCCCAAAGUAUCAGACACAGUCGUCGAACCUUACAACGCCACUCUCUCAGUCCACCAACUCGUAGAAAACACAGACGAGACAUACUGCAUCGACAACGAGGCCCUUUACGACAUCUGCUUCCGCACGCUCAAACUGUCCACUCCCACAUACGGUGAUCUCAACCACUUGGUCUCACUCACAAUGUCCGGUGUCACAACUUGUCUCAGAUUCCCUGGUCAAUUGAACGCUGAUCUCCGUAAAUUGGCCGUUAACAUGGUUCCCUUCCCACGUCUUCACUUCUUCAUGCCUGGAUUCGCUCCUCUAACCUCUCGUGGCAGCAGACAAUACAGAGCCCUGACCGUGCCCGAGCUCACCCAGCAGAUGUUCGACGCCAAGAACAUGAUGGCGGCUUGCGACCCGCGCCACGGCCGCUACCUCACCGUGGCCGCCAUCUUCCGCGGACGCAUGUCCAUGAAGGAGGUCGACGAGCAGAUGCUCAACAUCCAGAACAAGAACUCGUCAUACUUCGUCGAAUGGAUCCCGAACAACGUGAAGACCGCCGUGUGUGACAUUCCCCCCCGUGGCCUCAAGAUGGCCGCCACCUUCAUCGGCAACUCCACCGCCAUCCAGGAGCUGUUCAAGCGCAUCUCGGAGCAGUUCACCGCUAUGUUCAGGCGCAAGGCUUUCUUGCAUUGGUACACGGGCGAGGGCAUGGACGAGAUGGAGUUCACGGAGGCGGAGAGCAACAUGAACGACCUGGUGUCGGAGUACCAGCAGUACCAGGAGGCCACGGCCGACGAGGACGCCGAGUUCGACGAGGAACACGAGCACGAGCUGGAGGACCACUAGACCGGCGCCUGGAGGAGCGCGCGCGUAGCAAAAAACUACCUACAUGCCAUUAUAUCUCGCGUUACUUUCUUUUUGAGUAACAAUAAUUAAUGAUUCCUAUUGAAAUGAAUAGAUCUGCUUUCUAACUUUUAACAGAACGCAAGACUUUUAACAAAUAUCACUUGUUUCAAAUAUGAGUCGAGAAUAAUAAAAUAUGUAUGUAUUUGCAUUUAAUAAUACAUUCCUAUUGAUUCCAAUGGCCUCGUUAGGAGAAAGAUCUGAAUUGAUAAAGGCUGAUCUACCUGUUGAAGACAAAGAUAUAAAAACACUUUUAUAAUAUUGUGGCACUAGCCAAAGUGUAAAACGGCUUCAAAUAACCGAAGAUUAUAUGAAAAAUAUAUUUGAAAAGUAUAAUUUAAUGUAUAUAAUAAAUAUUUUUAUUUAUGAA
This is a messenger RNA of Plutella xylostella (diamondback moth), 1868 nucleotides long. RefSeq names its product tubulin beta-1 chain. The record is from RefSeq and is a predicted model, not a curated record. Gene Ontology annotation, molecular function: structural constituent of cytoskeleton; GTPase activity; GTP binding. NCBI's taxonomy places the organism in Eukaryota, Metazoa, Arthropoda, Insecta, Lepidoptera, Plutellidae. Gene Ontology annotation, cellular component: microtubule. Gene Ontology annotation, biological process: microtubule-based process.